Spodoptera exigua (beet armyworm) is the source of this 657-nucleotide messenger RNA. The record is from the annotation of a GenBank genome assembly. Lineage: Eukaryota; Metazoa; Arthropoda; Insecta; Lepidoptera; Noctuidae.
AUGUAUCCUAAGAAAGGAUAUGAUACAAAUGAGUUGCUACCCCGGGAUAAACCUCCAGUGCUGUUCAAAGAAGAGCCUGAUCAGGGUUCUAUCGCCAGAUUCGACAAUAAUAACGAUACGGCUCUGUACGGGAGGUCAUCGUUCCUGGACGCCGCGGGCAGUUUCCUCAGUGGCACAGGAGGGCAAGUGGUGACCAGCAUAGCAAAGGACUUCAUCGCUCGAUCUACAGGCAGCAGUCAGGUUUUAAGUUUAAAUUUGACGAAUUUAGUGAUCCUGAUUGUACUGAAGGCGUUAAUCUUAGCGGCUGGCUUCUUCGGGGCCGGCGCAUGGAAAGGCGGCCAUUACUACGGAAGGAGUCUGGAUGACAACAGAAACGUGACCUAUAUAAGUGAAGACGAGAUUCUGCUGUAUUUGAGUUACUUAGCCGGUCAGCAGAAGAAAGACUAUGGCUGUCUGUACCUGCUGUCAUGUCAACGACCUCAGCAGGCCAGCAUGUAUUCAUCCGGAGCUGAGCUGCUGCUUCAAGGCACUAGAAUGUUACAAGGAGACAGUGUAGACCUGGAACCUUAUGCAGCAAUAGCGAUGGGCAUCAAGCAAGCAGCUGAAUGGGGUGAAGGAGGCAUGAACUGCGAGACUCGCUACAAAUGUGGAGAAUAA